CAAGGGACUGACAAUUAUUGACUAAAAAUAAGCUUGCUGUUUACCUUUGGUAGGUGGAGUUGUAGCUUCCACCCAAUUUCUAUUGACUUCUCCAAAUCAAAAAACAUAAAGUUGCGUGCAAAUUGCAGUGACUUUUUUAAUAGCUAGUCUUCCACUAAGAGAGAGAUCUCUCAGUUUACCAUUGAUUUCCUAAUUUCCCUCACCAAAUUUCUUAAACCUUUCUCAUGAUCUGUGCUUCCUUUUUCUGAUUGAAUCGAAUCAUCACGUAUUCUGUUCUUGAUCUGUAUACCAUUGAUUUCCUGAUUUCCGUCACCAAAUUUCUUAAACCUUUCUCAUGAUCUUUGCUUCCCUUUUCCUAAUUUCCCUUUUCUGACAUCUGCCAAUCAUCUCGUAUAGUGUUCUUGAUCUGUAUCUUUCUUGCUUGAAAGAUCAGCUUUCCCAGAGUUUCAACAUUGGGGCGCGUCCACACGUUUCCCCACUCAGCAAUUAGCUUAUGAUUCUUUUGUUAAAAUUCUUUUGAAUCCAGAUUCAGUUUAUUUUGUGAACACACUUACGGCAUUAAUGUUUUGUAAGAUAUUUGAGGGCCAAAGAAGAAAGCGGUGAAAAUGGCUAGACCGAAUGAUCGAUUUUGGGAUUUUGUUGAGAAGCUGGAUGAUGGUCGUUUCAACUGUACAUUUUGUGGCUAUAAAUUUGCUGCCGCUACUUCCGUUUCGAGGAUCAAAUGGCAUUUGUCAGGAGUCAGAGGGCAUGGUGUUGCAAUUUGUGACAAAGUGCCUGAAGACGUUCAAGAAGCAGCUUUUCAAGCUGUGCAUCGUGACAACAAAAGACAUAAAAGCAUAGCAAGUUCAAGCAAUGUUAACGAUAAUGCCAUUUCAACCACUCCACAAGAACAAAACAAUAAUGAAGUCGUCAAUUUGGCAGGAGAUGCAGGAACGACACAAGCACCAGAUAUAAUGGGUCACGCACUUGGAAGAAGUUGGGAUGAGAUCUAUAAUUUUUUAAUGGAGGAUGAUACAGAGAAUGGGACUCGAGGGGUAGUGCAGCCUGGUGCUGGAGCUAGCUCUUCAGGAGGGCUCACAUGCAACACAAAUUCGAUCAAAGUAGAUGCAGUACCAACGACAAAGUUGGUGGGUCAAGCAUUCAAAGACCAUAAGAAGACUAUCUGGUCUUGGUUGAUGCACGAUGAAGUUUCAACUAUUGGCAUCUAUGGGAUGGGCGGAGUGGGAAAGACGACAUUGGUGACACACAUUUAUAAUCAGCUUCUAGAAAGACGAGGCACUUUCUGCCAUGUUUACUGGAUUACUGUUUCACAAGAUACCAGCAUUAAUAAAUUGCAAAACAGUAUCGCCAGACGGAUUGGUUUAGAUCUUUCUACUGAAGAUGAGGAGCUGUAUAGAGCUUCCAAAUUGUCAAAAGAAUUAACGAAGAAACAGAAAUGGGUUUUGAUUUUAGAUGAUUUGUGGAAGGCUAUUGAGCCACGCAAGGUGGGAGUUCCUAUCCAAGCUGUUAAGGGAUGCAAGCUGAUUCUUACAACACGAUUAGAAAAGGUUUGUCAACAGAUGGAUACCGAACACAAAAUCAAAGUAAGUCCUAUAUUGGAGGAAGAAGCUUGGACUUUGUUUAUUGAGAGACUUCGACAUCAAAUGGCACUUUCUCCAGAAGUGGAACAAAUUGCAAAAUCUAUCACAAAGGAGUGUGAUGGUUUGCCUCUGGGAAUUAUAACAAUGGCUGGAAUCAUGAAGGGGGUGAAGGACAUACACGAGUGGAGGAAUGCUUUAGAGGACCUGAGACAAUCAAGAGUUAGGAAAGAUGAUAUGGAGCCUGAGGUAUUCCACAUACUGAGAUAUAGUUAUAACCAUCUAAGUGAGGCAGCACUGCAACAAUGCUUCUUGUGCUGUGCAUUAUUCCCGGAAGACUUUGAGAUCCGUAGAGAGGAUUUGAUAGCUUAUUUGAUUGACGAGGGAGUGAUAAAAGGGCUGGAGAGUAGGGAGGCAGAAUUUAACAAAGGCCACUCGAUGCUGAAUAAACUCGAAAGAGUCUGCCUAUUGGAAAGCGCUAAGGAAGGGUAUUAUGAUGAUAGAUGUGUCAAGAUGCAUGACUUGAUUAGGGAUAUGGCGAUGCAAAUACUGCAAGAGAACUCUCAAAGCAUGGUUAAAGCAGGUGCACGGUUAAGAGAAGUGCCGGGUGCAGAGGAGUGGACAGAGAAUCUUACUAGAGUUUCACUGAUGCAUAACCAGAUUGAAGAAAUUCCUUCCACGCAUUCACCGAGGUGUCCCAGUCUUUCAACUCUACUGUUAUGCGACAAUUCAAAGUUGCAAUUUAUUGCAGAUUUAUUUUUUGAGCAGUUGUAUGAGCUCAAGGUUCUUGAUCUGUCUCGUACAAAUAUCACAAAACUACCUGAUUCUGUCUCUGAAUUGGUGAGUCUCACUGCAUUAUUGCUCAUUGAUUGUGAUAUGUUAAGGCAUGUGCCGUCAUUAGAAAAGCUCAAGGCACUGAAGAGGUUAGAUCUCUCUGGUACUUGGGCACUUGAAAAGAUUCCUCAAGGCAUGGAAUGUCUAUGCAACCUGAGGUAUCUUAGAAUGAAUGGAUGUGGUGAAAAGGAGCUUCCUAGUGGGUUGUUAUCUAAACUCUCUCACCUGCAAGUCUUUGUAGUAGAGGAAGGGCUAAGUCAUGGAAGAUAUGCUCCGGUAACAGUUAAAGGAAAGGAAGUAGGAUGCUUGAGGAAGUUGGAAACUUUGGAUUGCCAUUUUGAAGGUUACUCUGACUACGUGGAGUAUCUCAAUUCUCGGGAUAAGACCCGAUCACUAACAGAAUACAGAAUUGUUGUAGGACUGCCACGUGAAAAAUGUUAUACAGAUGGCAAAGAUAAAGUAAUUGUUUUGGAUAAAUUGACGAUCAACAGAGACGGAGAUUUUCAGGACAUGUUCUGGAAGGACAUUCAACAACUGACCAUGGUUGAAUGUGAUGGUGCAAAAAGUUUAUGCUAUGUUUCCUCUCUAAUAAAGAAUGCAAUUGAACUGGAGGUCAUCCACAUUAAGGAUUGCAAUACCAUGGAGAGCUUGGUUUCAUCUUCUUGGUUCUGCUCUGCUCCACUACCAUUGCCAUCUUACAACGGUAUAUUUUCUGGUCUUAAAGAGUUCUAUUGUUAUGGAUGUAGAAGUAUGAAGAAGUUGUUCCCUCUUGUCUUGCUGCCAAGCCUCGUAAACCUGGAAAGGAUUGAAGUUGUUAACUGUGAGAAAAUGGAGGAGAUAAUAGGUGGAAUAAGAUCAGAUGAAGAAGAGGUUACGGGUGAAGAAAGCAGUAGCAGCGGAUUCAAACUCCCAAAGUUAAGAGCUCUGUCAUUGAUUGGAUUACCAGAACUGGAAAGCAUUUGUAGUGCAAAACUGAUUUGUGAUUCUCUCGAAGUGAUUUGGAUUGUAGGAUGUAAGGAGCUCAAGAGGAUUCCAAUUUGUUUUUCGUUGCUUGAAAAUGGCGAGCCAUCUUCUCUCAUAAGCAUAAAGAUAUAUCCAAAAGAAUGGUGGGAGUCAGUAGUGGAGUGGGAGCAUCGUAACGCUAAGGAUGUGCUUCAUCCCUUUGUGAAGUUUUUGGCAGGAUGAGUGACGACAGUGCCCUUAAUAUGAUAUUAAAUUAAGAGUAAGCAUUGUUGUUUUAAUUGGAUUAAGCGUCAGCUUUGUGUCCACUUAAUGAGUUUAUUGAGUUUUCAUUCGUAAGCAUUCAUGUGAAACUCUUGUAAUUAAAAGUAGCUCGCUCAUAUUAAAAUCAAUUUUGUAGUCAA
Molecule: messenger RNA, 3775 nt
Organism: Populus nigra (black poplar)
Lineage: Eukaryota; Viridiplantae; Streptophyta; Magnoliopsida; Malpighiales; Salicaceae
Product: probable disease resistance protein At4g27220
Exons: 4
Coding region: 606-3596 (996 amino acids)
Molecular function (GO): protein binding; ADP binding
Source: RefSeq, a predicted model, not a curated record